AUGUCAGCAUUCAACGAUUAUUGUACCGUUUGUGGCCAAUUGAUUGAACGUGGUAAUUGCGAUGCUCAAUUGGAUAAUGACAGGUUAUACUGUUCUUCUCAAUGUCAAGAAAAUGAUAGAAUGACCAUUGAGAAUUUAAAGUUAACCAAUGAGUUGGUCGGUACUCCUGCUUCUCUCAUCAGAUCCCCUCUUUUACAACCUUUGGAUCGAAGCACCGGAAGUAGUACGUCUUCCACGAUAUAUGAUCUUCUAGAUCGAGAUCAAGAUGAUAUGGAUUUCGAUCUGGAAUUGUCACUGGAUAGGAACACAUUAGGACAUGGGGCUUCACUUCCGAUGAUGACGAUACCGCGUUCUGUCGUUGGGAAGGAUCAAGAGUUUGUCAGUUACACGGAUCAUACUGCUGAGGAUAACUACAAGCUUUGGUUGAACUAUAAUUUGACAGGAUAG
Kluyveromyces lactis is the source of this 447-nucleotide messenger RNA. It is a transcript of the gene ECL1, whose product is annotated as Ecl1p. The record is from RefSeq and is a predicted model, not a curated record. NCBI's taxonomy places the organism in Eukaryota, Fungi, Ascomycota, Saccharomycetes, Saccharomycetales, Saccharomycetaceae. Bases 1 to 447 code for a protein of 148 amino acids. The transcript has a single exon.